AUGAAGAGCAGCAACUGGUCGCAAAGCAUGAGCUCUGUUGCAGAAGUCCCAACGUUGGAUUUACUGUGCUUUAAGAUUAAUGGUUCCUGCUACAGAAGCCUAUAUCCUUUCGGAAUCCAGUUUGCCAUCUACUUGGUCUGCACUCUUGGUGUGCUUCUGAUGGUCCUGGGAAACCUGCUGGUGGUGAUUUCUAUCUUCCACUUCAAAGUACUUCACACUCCAACCAAUUUCUUGCUGCUCUCCCUAGCCUUGGCAGAUCUCCUCCUGGGCUUAACAGUCCUUCCUUUUAGUGCAAUCCGCUCUGUGGAAAGCUGCUGGUACUUCGGUGAUGACUUUUGCCGGCUUCAUACUUUUCUGGACACGUUGUUUUGCUUGACUUCCAUAUUCCAUCUCUGUUUUAUAUCCAUUGACCGUCACUGCGCCAUCUGUGACCCAUUGCUCUAUCCCACCAAGUUCACUGUAAGGGUUGCGUGCACUUACAUUGCAGUGGGGUGGGGGGUGCCUGUGGUUUAUACCUCCGUCUUCCUCUAUAGCAAAAUAAUUGAGGAGAGUUUAGAUCAUUUCUUGCAAGACAUGCCUUGCAUUGGGAGCUGUCAGCUGCUGUUCAACAAACUCUGGGGCUGGAUCAACUUCCCAGUUUUCUUCCUCCCCUGCCUCAUAAUGAUAGGCUUGUAUGUGAAAAUAUUUAUUGUGGCAAACAAACAAGCCAAACAGAUAAGCAACAUGACUAGGAAUACCGGGAAUCCACAGCAUCAGUUGGGAGCCACAAAAAGAGAAAAGAAGGCAGCGAAGACUCUGGGAAUUGCAGUAGGAAUCUACCUCCUGUGCUGGUUGCCCUUUACCAUAGACACCAUAGUGGACAGCUUGUUGGAUUUCAUUACCCCACCUGUAGUGUUUGAUGUUCUUAUUUGGUUUGCUUACUUUAAUUCUGCAUGUAACCCCUUGAUUUAUGUGUUUUCAUAUCAUUGGUUCAGGAGAGCUGUAAAGCUUGUCCUAACCCGUCAGAUCUUCAGCGCACAAACGUGUACAAUAGACCUAUACCAAGAGGAAUAACCCAACAGCAAUAGUGGAUGAUAGUACAAGGAGGGUUGCCCUAAGAUAUUUCAUUGCCUGGAGUGGGAAAAUAAAUGGUGCACAUAUAUGCAGAGAUGCACACACUUGAAGCCAAGUUUCUAGUAGUUACAGUUGGUCAUUUUGACAUCUUGUCCCCUUCCUGACAAUAAAAUAAUAAUACAUUCAAGAACUGUCAACCUGUUGUCCUUUCAUGACACCCAAAUAAGCUGUUUGAGGUAAAAACCUCUGCGCUUAAUAGAAAGGCUGACCCUGGGGAUCAAAGAAAAG
This is a messenger RNA of Anolis carolinensis (green anole), 1341 nucleotides long. Its product is annotated as trace amine-associated receptor 5. Gene Ontology annotation, molecular function: trace-amine receptor activity. Gene Ontology annotation, cellular component: membrane. Gene Ontology annotation, biological process: cell surface receptor signaling pathway; G protein-coupled receptor signaling pathway. Lineage: Eukaryota; Metazoa; Chordata; Lepidosauria; Squamata; Anolidae. The coding region runs from base 1 to 1053 and encodes 350 amino acids. The transcript has a single exon. The record is from RefSeq and is a predicted model, not a curated record.